UGCGGCGUCUGCGCAGGCGCGAGCUCGAGGCGGACACGGCGAGCGGUUGUGUUCUCUCGUGCCCAUGGACGAACUCGAGAGCUGCGCCGAGAGGCAGCGUGACGAGCUCGCUGUUCUCGCCGCCAUGUUUCCAGAGGAGCUUGCUGAGGAGGAGGUGGCUCAUACGGCCGCCGCCAGUGCCUUCCUGGUGCGCUCGGGCGGCGCUGCGCUGCGGGUCAGCCUGCCGCAGCGCUACCCGCUGAAGCUCCCUCUCCUCUCCCUCUCCUGCCCGUCUGCUGGUCCCGAGCCGGUUGCGGCGGCUUCGCGCACGCUCGAGGCGGCUGUCAGCAAAGCGGCGGGAGAGGAGUGCUGCACCGGCCUCGUGCAAACCUUCCUCGAGCUCGUUGCGGCAGGCGCUCUCGCCGCCAAGGAGGCGCCCCCGGGCGAGAUUGUCCGAGAUUGCCCGAUGCGGGAGGAGAUCGUGAUCGUGAUCGACCACAUGAACGACGCGCCUGCCUACAUGCGCACCCUGGAGCGCUGGGCGUCGGAGCUCGUGUGUGCGGGCUUGCUUCUGUACAGCGAUGCGGGGCGGAGGGUGAGUGGCGUGAUGCUCGUGAUGCAGGGCGAGGCCGGCGCGCUCACCGCCUUUCUGCAGCGGCUGCGCUCCGAAAUGGUCGACGUCGACGCAAAGGGCCGCCGCUGCAAGGAGCGGUGCUCGACCGUCCUCUGCCGCCGUCCCGCGGGCACUUUCAAGCCGGGCUACCGGCCCGCCGCGGCGCUGACGGGAUGGCGAGCGGCGCGCUACGCCUCGGCGGAGGAGCGCGACGCACUGCUCGACGACGUUGGCAUGCUGCACGUUGGCAGCGGCGCGGAGCGCUUCGGGGUCGGGGUUAGUGCAGCUGGUGGCGGGCCGUGACCGGCACCGCGCCGUGAGGCCAAUAAUACAGU
Messenger RNA from Emiliania huxleyi CCMP1516, 927 nucleotides. RefSeq lists its product as hypothetical. The record is from RefSeq and is a predicted model, not a curated record. NCBI's taxonomy places the organism in Eukaryota, Haptophyta, Isochrysidales, Noelaerhabdaceae. Gene Ontology annotation, biological process: positive regulation of protein sumoylation; positive regulation of hypoxia-inducible factor-1alpha signaling pathway. The transcript is spliced from 6 exons. The coding region runs from base 65 to 895 and encodes 276 amino acids. Gene Ontology annotation, molecular function: protein binding.